Molecule: messenger RNA, 2490 nt
Organism: Phlebotomus papatasi
Lineage: Eukaryota; Metazoa; Arthropoda; Insecta; Diptera; Psychodidae
Product: serine proteinase stubble
Exons: 4
Coding region: 1196-2341 (381 amino acids)
Biological process (GO): proteolysis
Molecular function (GO): serine-type endopeptidase activity
Source: RefSeq, a predicted model, not a curated record
AGUUUUCGGUGAACUGUCUACUUGACAAGGUGUUUUGCUCUCGAUCUCUUUUGGUCAGGUAGCAACACUUUGGCCACACUUCUUUGGUAUUGUUUUCAAUUUCAUGUGAUUUCUAAUCCAAAAAAAAUAUCACGAAAAAUCAAACCGGGGAAAUCCGGACAAGAAGUUGAUUGAUUUGUGUAGCAAAAAUAUCUCUCAUUCUCCAGUCAUUCAACUCUCACUCUAUAUUUAGUUUAAGAGUUUUGUGCUUUGUUUGAUUCACUCAAGAAGUGAUAGAACUUUUAAUUGAAUUGUUUCCAGAAAUUUCGUGUUUUCUUCCCCGAAGAAUUGGAUGGAAGAGAAAACACCAAAGUGGAUUUUAUUUCUUCAGAGACCAUCAAGCUCUGCCAAUUGGAUUGUAAUCUCCCAGAGAUGCCUAUAGCAAAUGGAAUAGAGGAUCUUUUUUUCUAUAAAAUCAUCUCUUUGCCACUUGUGCAAUAAUUGCUAACCCACUUCUUCCUAGAAGAUGAAGAAAAACAUGGAGAAAAUUGUUUUUGGACACACUUUUUGAUGAUACUUUGAAAAGGAAAAAAAGCGACGUUUUCUGGCGCAAAUAUUCCCACAUUAGCGCAAAAAAAAAAGAAGAAAAAUUAGAGAAAACAAUCAACAAAAUUUUUUUUCAAACUCUCAUCAUCAACAUCAAUUUAACUUUAUUCAGAGGACAACAAUAAAAAGCUUGCACCCAAAAAAUAGCGCAAUUUACGAAGUUUUUCCUCAAAGUGAUUCAGGGCAAAUUUUGUUGUUUGCGGAUACUUUUAAAAUCUCUGGGUCAAUCGACAACAUCCAACAUCUUGCAAAGAAGUGUUUUGCACCAGCAAACUGAGAGAAAGACGAGCAUUUGUUGCCCACAAAACGGUUCAGUCUCGUGUCCGGCUCUAAGCGUGAUCUUCCUUCCCCAUAGCUGAGGUCAACACUCACAUUUCUUCUUCAAGCACUCAUCUUCUUUUUUUUUCGGAUGAUCUCGCUCACUCUGGAUAUUCACUUAAUUGGCAACAAAAACAGUCACAAAAUGACGUCAAAGGUACUAAAAGCAGCAUAAAAGUGACCAAAAACACGCGAAAUCUCCAAAAAAUAUGUGAUACAAAAUGCGGCUUUAAUAUCUCUUGCAUUUAAUAUUUCACUGCAUUUAAAAUUGAAAAAAAAAAUCAUCAGAAUAAUGCCACAAUGGGAGCAUGUAAUCACCUUCAGACUCUUCCUCCUUCUUGCUCUCAAUUCCGGCACUCAAUUGAAUGCAAGUAUCAUCAGUAGCGUGUUUGGCCUUCCAACAGAAUGCAUCCAUCAGAAUCAAGUGAUGCCCUGCAAGUUGUCCUUCUCCUGCUGGCUCCAGGGUGGUCGCCAUGCUCAAGGAUGUGGAGAAAAUCGCUGGCUCUUCUCAUGCUGUGUCCCUGACACUCCAGAGCCCAUUGUUGUCGCUCCACCAAAGCCACCAGUUGUGAGACCUCUGAAACCAGCUGCCAGCAAAAUCUAUCCCAAAGUGGCUCUUCUGCGGAGGAGAAUCGACACAGAGGCUCACAAUUAUGAGUGUGGAAUUUCCAGGAGCAGCCAAAAUACUCUGCAGAAGCGCAUUAUUGGCGGAAGAUUGGCACAAUUUGCAGAGUACCCAUGGCAGGCUCACAUUAGAAUUCUCGAAUACCAAUGCGGGGGAGUAUUGUUAUCCCGCAGAUUCAUUGCCACAGCUGCUCAUUGUAUUCAACAAGCUAGAAUCCGGGAUAUCAUCGUCUUCCUGGGAGAGUUAGACACCCAAAAUUCAGGAACUGUGUCUGAACCUCUCCCAGCUGAGAGACACAGAGUCAUCCAGAAAAUCAUCCAUCCACGCUUCCAAUUCCGAAUUACCCAACCCGAUCGAUUUGAUCUAGCGCUACUGAAGCUUUCCCGACCAGCGGGAUACAAGAGUCACAUCUUGCCCAUUUGCUUGCCCGUUGGGCAAUUGGAUCUGACGGGAGUUAAUGGAAUGAUAGCAGGAUGGGGAAAGACAGAAGCCAGCACCGGGACAGGAACUAGUAUUCUCCGGACAGCAUCAGUCCCAAUCAUUAGCCUGACAGAAUGUGUAGCUUGGCAUGAGAGCAAAAAUAUAAAUGUGGAGCUCUACAAUGAGAUGCUAUGUGCUGGACAUUUAGAUGGGAGGAUGGAUGCGUGUCUGGGAGACAGCGGAAGUCCCCUGAUCGUAAAGAUCAAGGAACGGCAUUUCCUGGUAGGCAUUACGAGUGCAGGAUUCGGAUGUGGAGUGGAAAAACAACCAGGAAUCUAUCACAAUGUCAUGAAGACCUCAAAGUGGAUCCAAGAAACAAUUAAGAGAUCGUGAUCGUGAUCUUCAAGCAUAUAGUCUACAUCUUGGCGCUUUUGCUGAAUGUGUGUAUUAUUUCUCGCGGGAUUUCCCGACCGUUGGGAGAUCUAUGACGAAUUUUAUUGACAAUCUUAAAGCAAUAUAUAAUAAUGAAGUGUCCAAUAAAU